CAUUUCAAGAGUGUCAGUAUCAAUACAGGACGUCACUGUGAAGCCUGGAUACAGUUAAAGUGAAUCUCGACAUUUCUGAAAUUGUCCAUUCACUUAGGAGAAAAGGGCUAUAACUAAAAGCUACAGGCAAAGGUGAAAUGUAAAAUCUGAGCACAUAGGAAGACUGUGUAGCUUGUAUGUCUGCAGAAAAAAAAUGUUUUUAGUUUCGGUGCCAUCCCUGAGUGGGCCAGAAAUUGCCCUGGACUCCUGGUGCCCUCCCAGUCCCAGACUAUCAGGGAUGCCAUCCACAUCGCAGCUCAGCAGCCCACAGGAUGUCCGGAGCGUGCAUCUGUUUUCCGUGCACAGUGACAGUAUUGAUCUCCUGUCUUCGUUGCUGUAGCAUGCUAAGGAUUUUCUUUGGAAAAGGCUGGAUUCAGUACACGCGUGAACUUGGGACACCUCCAGCAUUCAGGGCUGUCCGGGAUGCCCCUGACCGGCGCUGGGCAGCACUGGUACCGCCCCUUCCCCCGUCAGGGCCGGGGAGGGGACGCUGGACCAUCGAAUGCCAAGGGAGGGGCUGUCUAGUCCUCGCGAGGCUUCGUUGUCGCGGAGGAGGAAGCGGCGGCGGGCGGCCGGUGGGGAUGCGCUCGGAAGAGGGGGCCGGAGGCCCGGGCGCCGCCCUGUCUGCGCGGGGCCCCAGCUGGAGGGAGAAACUGUCGGCCCCGGAGGCCCAAUUCCGCCGCGAGUCGCCUCGGAGGGAGUCCGCGCUGGCUCCGGCCCCGUCCUUCAGUGAGAGCGGGGCGGGCAAGCCUCGCGAGGAAAAGAGGACGGCGCUGAGUAAGGUGGUCCUCCGGCGUCUGCCCCCUGGCCUCACCAAAGAGCAGCUGGAGGAGCAACUGCGCCCCCUGCCUGCGCACGACUACUUCGAGGUGGUAGCUGCGGACCUCAGUCUCUAUCCUCAUCUCUACUCACGAGCCUACAUUAACUUCCGGAACCCUGAUGACAUCCUUCUGUUCAGAGAUCGCUUUGAUGGAUAUAUCUUCAUUGGCAAUAAAGCCAGAAGAACCACACCUCUUUUGGAAUAUAUUAAAACUAGAAAACUAGAAAAGCAGAGAAUUCGAGAAGAAAAACGCGAAGAGCGGAGGAGGAGGGAGCUGGAAAAGAAGCGUUUCCGGGAAGAAGAGAAAAGGAAAAGGAGGGAAGAGGAGAGAUGGAGAAGGAAGGAGGCGGAUAAGCACAAGAGAACUGAGAAGGAGGUGAAGAUUAAGCUUCUCAAGAAGCUGGAAACAGGGGAAGAAGCAGCCACAGAGAAGCACAAAGAAAGAGGUGACUCAGUUGGUCCUGGAGACGAAAAGCAGGAAGCCCGGCCAGUGGAAAGCCUGCCAGAGAUGCCUGGGGAGAGGUUUUGACAGCUGUCUAAUACCACGAGAAUGAAGAAGAGAGACUCUCCGUGUGAUUAUGUGGCCACCCAGGCAUUUGAAGCAAGAAGUCCGAUUUUCCCUGUCACGGGUUCAAAGAAUAAUCAAAACUUUUUUUUUUA
Molecule: messenger RNA, 1519 nt
Organism: Microtus ochrogaster (prairie vole)
Lineage: Eukaryota; Metazoa; Chordata; Mammalia; Rodentia; Cricetidae
Gene: Upf3a
Product: UPF3A, regulator of nonsense mediated mRNA decay
Exons: 7
Coding region: 312-1388 (358 amino acids)
Biological process (GO): nuclear-transcribed mRNA catabolic process, nonsense-mediated decay; positive regulation of translation
Cellular component (GO): nucleolus; cytoplasm
Molecular function (GO): telomeric repeat DNA binding
Source: RefSeq, a predicted model, not a curated record